AUGGACUGCGAGCCCGCCACCCCGCGUGCCUUGGCACCCCCGACGACAUACGACCCACAACAAGGUUCGUUGUCUGACCGCACCCUCGCUUCUACAGCGCGUCGGCGGCGGCGGCGACCCUGCAGCCAGAAGCUGCAACGGAACCGACGGCGAGCCUCCCACGUGUGCAGGCAAUACCACGGAUCCCGGAGACGUCCGGGCAACAACAAGGAUACCCACCAGGCGGGGCCUACGGUGUGGCUCGUCGAUGGUUAUGUCCAUCGUCGCGCCCAACUACCAUGGAGUGGCAACGACAACGACCCGACAACCGGGCCAAGUGCCAGCCUACCACGGCCGACAGUCACCGCCCAUGUACACGCGCACGAGCAUGCCCUACAACAGCACGAGAUGCAAUUGGCAUCGAGGCAGACCAAGCGACAAGCCCACUUUGAGUGGGAGCAGCGCCAGAUGCACCAAGCAGCGGCGCAGUACAAGUACGCGGUCGAACAAGAUGCGACGGCGCACACCGCGCAGUUCAAGGCGAACUUGGAGCGCUAG
Messenger RNA from Aphanomyces astaci, 537 nucleotides. RefSeq lists its product as hypothetical. The transcript has 3 exons. The record is from RefSeq and is a predicted model, not a curated record. The coding region runs from base 1 to 537 and encodes 178 amino acids. Lineage: Eukaryota; Oomycota; Saprolegniomycetes; Saprolegniales; Verrucalvaceae.